This is a messenger RNA of Penicillium brasilianum, 1353 nucleotides long. Lineage: Eukaryota; Fungi; Ascomycota; Eurotiomycetes; Eurotiales; Aspergillaceae. The record is from the annotation of a GenBank genome assembly.
AUGUCCCUGGAAAACACACCUUCCGACUAUACUUCCUCGACAUCGGUGGAAGUAGGGACCAACAACGCCAAAAGGUUACAAACCGUUUUUCGAGUAGCCCUACAGUCCAAUAAGCAGAGCUCCGGGUUCCAUCCUCGAAGGUCACACAAGAAAUCACGAGCCGGCUGCCUCACUUGUAAAAAGCGAAGAGUUAAGUGUGACGAGCAAAAGCCAGAAUGUUCGAGUUGUGAGAAAAGGGAUCUUAGAUGUUGCUAUCCAUCGGAAGAAGCUCUUCAAAUGGAUGCACAUUCCUCGAGCGGGAGGUCAUCCAAAGAGCGCUCGAGUUCAACUUUGUUCUCCCUCACGCUUGACAAUAUCACCAGAGACAUUCAGGAGGCCUUGAAUUUGGGUGUUGCAUCCAAGUCAGGUGCAUUAUGGAAUCGAAAUACCACUCUACCCAUGAGCACAGUGGCAUUCCACAAUUUUGUGAGACGUUCAACGGAGACCAUAGCCAGCCCUGCCAUUCGGAAUGUUAUGAGAACCGAUAUGAUUCAGGUUUCCUUUACAAGCCCGCAUUUGAUGUACACAAUCCUCGCAGUUGGCAUGCUACAUCUGAAUCGCGCCUCGCCUAGCAAAGAGCGAUCUGUCGCAGAAUCAUAUUUCUGGCAACAUGCUCUUCAAAAUUACCAAAAGGCUCUAUCCUCAAAUGUCCGCAAGGACAAUGUCGAUGCCCUUUUAUCCAGUUGCAUGCUUAUGAGCGUCAUGACCGUCUGCCCUGAAAAUUUCCAGCCAACAGAUUCAUGGGUUCUCACCAACAAGCCAGAGGCCAUGAAUUGGCUUUGCCUCCAAAGCGGAUUCCGGUGUAUCUUAACACUCGCCUCGCAAUAUAUCCCUUCCAGUAUCUGGGGCACGGCAUUCGCAGGAAUCGGCAAAGAAGAAGACAAGAUCUUUGACAAUAUCCAGCAAGGCCGUGAAGGCCUUGAUCCGGAUCUAGCGGAUCUUUGCGGGAUCGACGACUGGACAACGGAUAAAACCAGCAUUUACUACAGUCCACUUCGCAUUCUCACUUCACUUUUGAAAUUGGAGCGAGACGCUCUAAACUCUGGACAUUGUACCUCAUUCAUGGGCCGGUUAGAUUGUGACUUUGUCAAUCUCUUGAGGGAGAAAGAUCCGCCCGCUCUAAUUAUUCUGGCGCACUGGAUGGGCCUUAUGUGUUGUCUGUCGCAGUGGCAGCCAUGGAUUGAGGGAAGGAUUAGGGGAGAGUGCAUUGCAAUAUGCAUGUUUCUGGAGCAUAGUACUAACCCCCUGGUUAUACGACUUUUACGAUUCCCCGCGGAUUCAUGUGGAUAUAAGCUCCAUUAUAAUGAUUCAUGA